UCAGCCUCCCAAAGUGCUGGGAUUGCAGGGAUUACAGCGCCCGACUGAAAAUUACCGACUUUCUUCCCCAUGCAUUUCUCCAAAGUCAAAUCCUCCAGCAAUGUCAACCUCUCCAGGGCAGGACCUCGGUUCCCAGUAUGUGGGGUGGGGGUGGGGUUUGCUGUUGGGAGUGCCUGUCACCACAGGGAGCCAGAGCAGCUGCAGACAGCUCUACUGAGGACCCCCAGCCUCUGUGAUGUCACACUGGGCUUCUUUCCUUUCAUCCUGGGCAGUGGCUCUGAGGCCGCCCUGGAGCUCUGAAAGCUGGGCUGGGGAGGAGCUGGCUGGCUGUGACCUGCCCUGGAGGUGCAGGAGGCCCAGCCAUGACACCCUUAACGGACGCCCUGCCCCUCGUGAAGGAGCGCCGUCCCCCUCCUCUGCUCCCACUUCCCUGGGUCCUCCCCAGCCUGUUUGCCGCCUGCAAUGUGGUGCUGCUGGUCUUUCUCAGUGGCCUCUUCUUCGCAUUCCCUUGCAGGUGGCUGGCUCAGAACGGGGAGUGGGCCUUUCCUGUGGUCACAGGCCCCCUCUUUGUCCUCACCUUCUUCAGCCUUGUUUCACUCAACUUCUCAGACCCUGGCAUCUUACAUCAAGGCUCCGCUGAGCAGGGGCCCUUGACCAUGCACGUGGUGUGGGUGAACCACAGGGCCUUCCGCCUGCAGUGGUGCCCAAAGUGCUGCUUCCACUGCCCGCCUGGGACCUACCACUGCCCCUGGUGCAAUGUCUGUGUGGAGGACUUUGACCACCACUGCAAGUGGGUCAAUAACUGCAUCGGUCACCGCAACUUUCGCUUCUUCAUGCUUCUCGUCCUGUCCCUGUGCCUCUACUCGGGCGCCCUGCUGGUCACCUGUCUCAUCUUCCUGGUGCGCACGACCCACCUGCCCUUCUCCACGGACAAGGCCGUCGCCAUCGUGGUGGCGGCGCCCGCCGCGGGCUUCCUGGUGCCGCUGUCCCUGCUGCUGCUGAUCCAGGCCGUGUCCGUGAGCUCGGCCGACCGCACCCACGAGGGCAAGUGCAGGCACCUUCAGGGAUACAACCCCUUCGACCAGGGCUGUGCCAGCAACUGGUAUUUAACAAUCUGUGCGCCACGGGGCCCCAAGUACAUGGCUGAAGCUGUCCAGCUGCAGACAGCGGUGGGGCCUGACUGGACACCCAUGCCGAACCUGCACUCCCCUACGUCCCCCCAGGCCUGCCCUCCUCCAGCCCCAACCUCUGGGUCCCUACAAACCAGGGAAGGGGCCCCCAGGGAGUGGUGAGGCUGCGGCUCUCCAGGAGUGCGGCCCCUGCUGCUGGAGGGCCCCAGGCGAGGCUCCGCCUUCCUCUCGCCCCUGUGCGCCCGGAGAUGCCCACAGCACCAGUG
Molecule: messenger RNA, 1396 nt
Organism: Cebus imitator (Panamanian white-faced capuchin)
Lineage: Eukaryota; Metazoa; Chordata; Mammalia; Primates; Cebidae
Gene: ZDHHC19
Product: zinc finger DHHC-type palmitoyltransferase 19
Biological process (GO): peptidyl-L-cysteine S-palmitoylation; protein targeting to membrane
Cellular component (GO): Golgi apparatus; endoplasmic reticulum
Molecular function (GO): protein-cysteine S-palmitoyltransferase activity
Source: RefSeq, a predicted model, not a curated record